AUGAAUAUUCCAAGAAGAACUCCCGAAUUCCAUUGUGCACAAGGUGUAAGAUCCAAUUCAUCUCCCUUACUGUCUGCACACUCUCGACCACACUCUCAUCAUUACGAACAACAACAACAACAAACUCAAUACAACACUCCUUCGAAAUAUUUCUAUGGCCAAGAAGCUCAACAGCCAAGCUAUAAGGAUGAUGAAUCCAUAUCGGAUGCUUCUACUGUAAGAAGUCAUCAACAAUAUCUCAACGAUCAGCAACAAUCUCCAUCCUCAGUCGAUGGCUCCUAUGCUUCCUCCGAUUCUGUGCCAUCAUCAUUGUUCCGGGAACGAACGCUUUCCCAAUGUUCCGUCAAUGUUUCCCCUCUAAGAACGAAUUUCGAAGAUGUAUUGUCUUCUCCUCCACUCUAUGAAAGAUAUGCAAGCCUUCAAAUUUCAAAGCCCACGAAACAGCUUGUACUGUGGGGAGAGGAUUUCGAUGCCUUACAUUCCAAACAGAAUCAAUCAAGAACAAGGAAAACUAGUGCAGUCUAUCAACAACUGAUCAAUUCAAGCUACAUGAGAAGAUAUAGGAGUGUAGUUUGCGAUUGGUUCUUUGAGAUUCAGUAUGCUGUCUCCAUUCUACAACGAACAGUUCAUGUUGCAACAUUCUACAUGGAUUUGUGCAUGUAUAAAUUGUACUCUGAGAACCGAGUUGUGGGAGGCUCUGCAACUUCUGAAAAUCAUCAUGCCCGUGAAGGCCUCUUCAACAUCAAGCAAUACUUACAGCUCUUAGCUGCAUGCUGUCUGUGGAUCGCUACGAAGAGAGACGAAACCUAUGGAGACUCCAAGCUUAAACUCGACAAUCUGAUUCAGUAUUGUUGCCACAUGUACACCAAGCAAGAGUUUCAACAAAUGGAAAUUUUCGUAUUGGAUUUACUGGAAUGGGAACUUGAAGACACUCCCUCCAUCGAUUUUUUGGAAACCAUGCUAACAGAUAACAGAAACCGAAAUGGUCUCUAUGAAGAUGACUCCUCGAUGAAAGAUGAGGAGGACGUUCAUUUCGUCACAUUCAAGGAAACUGUUAAACAAUAUUCGUCGAUGGUAAUGGAUGCAUCACUGUUGGGAACUCUUUCCAUAAGGCAAUCCAAUGAUUCUUUGGAGCAGCUAAAGAGACACUUCAACAUCAUUGUACCAUGUCAUUUAGAGCAUCAUUUUGAACAUACAUACAUUUCCAUGUGGAUCACCAUGCUUAAUUACCCAAGUUUGAUGGCUCUUUCGUCUCUUCUUUUGGGCCUCUUUCUUUAUCACCAAUACGACGCUCCUUUUGAUUCUGGCCAAAUCAUGUUUGAAAAUCAAUACCAGCCAAGUGUGAACUCUUAUCGAUUGAAUCAACAGUCAGAGUCCUCAACAGAAUUGUUUGAUGAAGUUCUGACUCACUACUGGACCAUCGAUAUGGAAGAACAUGUUGGGUAUACCUUAGAGCAAGUCGCUAUUUGUGCCAGAAUUUUGUACACCUUCUUUCAACGUGAGCAAGAACAUCAGAAUCAGGAGGCAAUGAAUGAAGAUCAGUCAUUGCAUGCAUCUUCCCAAGCUCACUGUAGUCUACAAUCACAACAACAUGAAAUCACUACUGUUCAUCAUCACGAAUCUCACCAUGUGCGUGGAUUGGAUCCGUGCUAUGAUUUGGUUUGUGACGAGCAAUUGUAA
Naegleria fowleri is the source of this 1680-nucleotide messenger RNA. RefSeq lists its product as uncharacterized. The record is from RefSeq and is a predicted model, not a curated record. Lineage: Eukaryota; Heterolobosea; Eutetramitea; Acrasida; Naegleriidae. Gene Ontology annotation, cellular component: cyclin-dependent protein kinase holoenzyme complex; cytoplasm; nucleus. Gene Ontology annotation, molecular function: cyclin-dependent protein serine/threonine kinase regulator activity. The transcript has a single exon. Bases 1 to 1680 code for a protein of 559 amino acids. Gene Ontology annotation, biological process: mitotic cell cycle phase transition; regulation of cyclin-dependent protein serine/threonine kinase activity.